GCUGGGACAUUCCUCGUGGGAUAUCGUGAGGAUGUCUGGGCAGGGGAUCUUUUUCCGACUUAUUCCGAGCAAUCAUUCCGACAUCCCCAGUACGUCCGUCAAGACUUCAAGGCAGAAGCUCGUAACAUCAGCUCGCGGACAUCCUUUUGAUAUCCCGCACGAACCGUGGUGUACUUACUGGUACUAAGUACAGUAUUCCCUCUUCCAUCCAGUCUUCGUAGAAGCACGAUGUACGAAUACUCCGAAUCCUUUCACCUCGCUGAGCAGUCAACGCUCACUCGCCAUGGAACCCUACUCAGUGCAGGAGCGAGUCCAGCUAGAAAUGCUGCGGAACUCAAGCUCGCACUUGGAAAUGCCAAUGCGCGUCUCAAACCGGGAGCUUCCAUCUUAUCUAGCGAGGCCAAACUCACGUCGUCUUCAGAAAGCAUCGCUUUCGAGCAAGCGAAACCCCGUGCUCGCGUAGAGGUUGAUUUGAUACUGGAACGAUACACUUGUGUUCAAGGAGGUUAUCUGAACGGCGUCGUCAAGAUUCGUGUGCGUGCACCGUCUAAAGGCGAAGGCAAGGCCUUAGUUUCUGGAGGAAAAAUUCGCAUUCUUGGUUUGGAAAGCACACAGAACGAGAGCCAGCGUCAUCUGUUCUAUCUCCAGUCUGCUACACUUCUCGAUGCAGCCCCAUUGUCGAUGGAUUUAUUCGACUCAGAACAAGACUCAGAGGGAUUCUCCGAAGCGAAGGAAGGUGUACAUGCCUUCCCAUUUUCAGUCUUUCUACCUUUGCAGGGCGAGAUUGGGAACUCGAAAGGAAUUGUGGUUGUAGGCUAUGGCGCGCUGGUGAGAUAUCUGGUGCUCGUAUCCCUCAAAGUCAAAGAACGAGAAACCAAUAGGCGGUCUAUUACUCACUUUUAUCGUGAUUGCGAAGUCUGGCCUCGUUUCAAUCCAUCUUCUGUGCUAUGCCCGGCUACCGAACCCAAUCAAGACAGGAUUUCGAAAUCGUUGUUUAUGGGUGGUAGCGGGAAAGUCACACUCACAGCUGCUACUCAUCGUCUCAUCUGGAUUGCUGGUCAGCAGUGUCCCGUCAAGAUCAAAAUUGUCAACCACAGCAAGAAGACAAUCAAAAGCGUUACUUUGACACUUGUUCGCUCUACUGUAAUAUUCAAGUGUAUGGAUUCAUCCUCUGACUCGAGUCCUCGCACUACGCGCGAUCGGGAGUUGACCGCCGUUGAGAAAGAGGUCACCAAAACUACUCUAGAGACGGCCCAACGCAUUACUCGUGGUCAUGCGAGUGCCAAAGGGUGGUGGACCGGUGUACAUCCUGACGAAACUCUCGAGUUCUCUCAUUCGCUUCUCAUACCUUCGGAUGCUUUAUCGAUUGCAAGAUCUAGGCUUCUGGAAGUGACAUACCUCAUCCGCGUUGGCGUAAGUGCUGGAGCUUUGACAUCCGACGUUCAUGUUUCUCUGCCUGUCCGUAUCAUCAAUUUCCUCUCUGUGGAUCCUCCCCCUACUUUCCCUGUUCUGGAUAAGAACUUCUUGAAUCUCGAAGACGACUCUGAACACUCUGGCCUCUUGUUUGUCCCUCUUACAGUACAACAAAAAGCCUCGCAAUCCAUACUGGAGGGCGGUAUCACUAACACAGGAAUGAAUACUCCCUGCGACUCGUCCCGAUCACACAAAGCAGCUAUUGACACGUACCAGCAGGAUGAUUCCACAGACUUAAGUCAUACACAAGAGGAUAAUGACGAAUUCGUUGAACGGGCCAUCACUUCCAUGAUGGUUGAUGCCAAAUACGGUGAGCAUGGACGGUUUGCGGACCUGUACUACGAGUCACUCCAGGAGGAGGAAGCAGAAGCACCAGAAUAUGCAACUCAACCAAAAACAGUCGAUGACAUCGAAAACUUUCCAUCCGGCGUCAACCAAAAUCUUAGUACUCAUUCUAGAACCUCAAGUCAAAGCGAAACGAACCAUUCCUCUUCCCGUCCACGAACAUCGAAUUUUCCUCAGCGCGUUCGGCAGAAACUGGAGGAGUAUAAGACUGGGCAGAUUGCGGAGGUCGGUGCACAGAGACAACCGGUUCUCGUAAGCAGAGAGGCAUCUGUCAAUUCGAGCAGGUUGAGUAUUCAAUCCUCAAGAUCAGCCCAUGAGCUACGCCACCCUUCCCUAACCCACAAACGAAGUUCUACCGCUGGUUCUUACUUCCGUCCGAGGCACGAGAUACCGGACGAAGUUGAGCGCGUCGAGCGCUCUGAAGAGGACGAGGAUGAGGCAGAGGCAUAUAGUUCUCCACUUUAUGCAGACCCUGUGAUUCCAUUGGAAUUCCAACGUUCCGGAUCCAGGAUAUUACCCACCAUUCCGGAUGUUUCACCAUUCUCAACGCCCUCUAGACGCCUUGAAACCCGAGACGGAAGAUAUACGUCCUCUCCUGGUUCGAUAGACUCCGCAGGACGUGCUAUUGUUGUGCACGUGAAGCCUGAGUUUGCCGUUGCACAGUUUCACAGUAUCAGCCCGUCUUUGGGCGGUACUCCAAACAUGAACACGAGCACGCGAACGAGACGUCCUCGAGCUCAGACUUUGCCGGCGGCAACAGGCCCACAUGCGUUAUUUGCUGAAUCUCGGGCGAACAGUGAUUAUCCUUCUUCCAUUGCCACAGGGGCAGCGGGUGGCUCUGUCAAGGAUAGAAUCCGCGCAUUGGAAGAGAAGGCAAGGGUGGAACGGCAGUGCGCAGAGGCAAGUGGACCUUAGGUCGGAGGAUAACUACCUGUCGAACGUUCCAUCACGCGAAGUCAUUAGAAUGUAUACAAUAUUG
Molecule: messenger RNA, 2797 nt
Organism: Marasmius oreades (fairy-ring Marasmius)
Lineage: Eukaryota; Fungi; Basidiomycota; Agaricomycetes; Agaricales; Marasmiaceae
Exons: 2
Coding region: 229-2733 (834 amino acids)
Biological process (GO): ubiquitin-dependent endocytosis
Cellular component (GO): plasma membrane; cytosol; cytoplasm
Molecular function (GO): ubiquitin protein ligase binding; protein-macromolecule adaptor activity
Source: RefSeq, a predicted model, not a curated record